AUGCCCCCUGGUUAUAUGGGUGAGAAUUGCUCACUUAGGUGUCGGUACCCGGGAUUUGGAAAAGAUUGUCAAGAAGAAUGCUUUUGUAAGAUUGACUAUUGCGACUAUCGGAGUGGAUGUGUUAACACCAUAUUAGAGUGCCCUGUGGGAUACAUGGGCCUCAACUGUUCCAUGGAGUGUCGCUAUCCUGGAUAUGACAGAUUCUAUCAGGAGCAAUGUAACUGUUCAGAAGAGUUCUGUGACAUAUCAACAGGAUGUCUUGAAUCUAGACAAGAGGACAACAAUUCAAAUAUGGAGCCCACAGUAGCACCAAUUCUUAUCGGUGUUAUAGCUUUCAUGACGUUCUUGGUACUAGCUAUUGGUGGAAGAAUAAUCUGGAAAAGUGUAAAACAAUCUAACUCAAGGCUGGUUCAAGGACGGCAAGAGAUACAGAGACUUGAGAAACAGUUGAAUAGAAAAAAUGAUGGAAAUGAAGGCACGAAGGAAAAUCUUUACGAAGACAUGGAUGGACAGAAUACAGAAGAGGGGGAAAGAAGAUUUACUUUCUUCAGAAAAUAA
Molecule: messenger RNA, 558 nt
Organism: Saccostrea echinata
Lineage: Eukaryota; Metazoa; Mollusca; Bivalvia; Ostreida; Ostreidae
Product: multiple epidermal growth factor-like domains protein 11
Exons: 3
Coding region: 1-558 (185 amino acids)
Molecular function (GO): scavenger receptor activity
Source: RefSeq, a predicted model, not a curated record